Durio zibethinus is the source of this 1518-nucleotide messenger RNA. RefSeq names its product adenine phosphoribosyltransferase. NCBI's taxonomy places the organism in Eukaryota, Viridiplantae, Streptophyta, Magnoliopsida, Malvales, Malvaceae. The record is from RefSeq and is a predicted model, not a curated record.
CUGAGCCCAGUCCACAACUCACCGACUCCACAUCCUCUAAGAAAACACGGAGGAGCUUCUUGUCAAACGUCAUAAACCGGCUCAAAUCAACGGCCAUGAUUUCACCACCACGCGCAACAGCGCUACUUUUCGUCCUUCUCGCCACCACCGUACCGCAACCCGUAAACUCCCUCUCUUACUUUCACUAUAAAACCUUAGUCUCCCUCUCCCAUUCCCUCCUAACGCGCGUGGCCAACUUACGCGCCGCACGUGGGGACGCGGCUGGCUCGAACCGUGCGCGGCUCAUCGCUGACAAGCUCGACCGAUUGCAAGGGGUAGGGUUUUGGGGCGCGGCGUGGACGGUAGGAUGGGACUACAUUUGGAACUACUCCUGGAGGAGGGAUUUGGAUUAUGGGGAAAUCUAUGGCGUCGUAGCGGAUUUGAACCAGUUAGGGAGGUUGCUGGGCGAGUUGACUCGGUCCAACUCGGAGAUGGAGAGGGCUGGCUGGAUCGCUCGGAAUUAUGGAAACACCCUCGCGGUUUCGAAACGGAUGUUUAACCGCCUUCUCAAAGUAUUUAAAAAAUCGGGGGCAUUAAGGGAAGUUAUUGAAACGAUUCGUAACGAAGUAUUGGAAGGAGGUUUAUUGAAGGACUGCUUGGAAUUAGGGAGUAAUGAUUUGAAAGGAUUGGUUCAAAUUAUCAAGGAUUUUGCUUCACACUAUUCUUCUGCUUCUGAUUAUUCCCAGGAGUUGUGAUUCAAAAGGACGACAUAACUGAAGCCAACUGUAAUCUUUUUUCUGGUUUGAAGUGUUUCAACUUUCCAACCAAUAAAAACAAUGUGAUUAGGACAAAGAAUGCCAUGAAAUGAAAUCCCAAACAGAUGUUUAAACUUUAAAUUGCUUAAUUGAUUUUCCUUUUGGCCUGAGAAUUGGAGAUGCUGCUGCCUGCCCAUGUUUUACUAAAAUAAAACCUCUUGAAGAUCAUUUGUUAUCUUGGUCUGAAGGAUAAAUUGAUGCACAUAAUCAUAUGUCAAUAAUAUACCAAAGACAUGCUUCAUUUGCAUAGGUAGAUAAGCAGCAGCGUUACGAAGUGAUGCCAACUUGAUUCACUGGUUGGAGAUAUGAUCAUAUGUUAAAAAAUUAUUCAUUAUUUACAGCAUAAAUUCUUAAAAAUCACAAUACAAUGCCACAUAUGCUUCACACAUUUCUAACUAAGCUAACACAUAAAUACGAUCAGUUAUAAAUCUAGUCACACUUAAACAAUCUAUUUGCUGACAAUGUAAAAUAAUAUCAACUCAAGUUACAGUUGUCAAUAAUGAAAACCAAUUAGUGGCAACAUGCCGUGAGAGUCGGUGAUGACUAAACAAGAUCAAGUUUUUUGCAUUUAGUGUAGAGUUUCUGGUUGAGAUGAGUGAAAGGCAAAGCAAAGAAACACACGUUUAAGAAAAAGAGGAAAGAAGAUAAAUUUGCUUCGUGUUUUUAAAAAAAGUGUUUGAGGGUAAACAAAAAUAAAUGUCAAGCAAAUUAUUUGCUGAGUAAG